AUGUCUUAUUAAUUUAAGGAAUACUUUCCUAAUGAUUUUAUUCAUCUUCUUUUGGCAGCAUAUAGUGCAGAUGAAACAGGGUCGAUAGGAGGAAAAUGCCCUUUAAAAAAAAAUUAAAAGGUUUGUUUUAAAUAAGAAACUGAAAUCUAUAAAUUCAUGAAAUCAUAAUAUUAAGUGGAUCUAAAUUAAUACUUAUAAAAUUGGACUGUAUAUGAAAUAAUGGAUGAUGAAGAAACAGGAUAUUUGGGUUUAAUAUUAGAAAAUGAAAUAAAUCGCUAAUUAGUAUUAUCACAUAGAUCUACUAAUUUUGCAUUAUCUUUUUAGUAGAAUAUGUUAAAAUAAUCAGGAGCUUAAUGUGAUGUAAUGUCAGUAGUUAUUUGUACUUUUACAGGUCAUUAAGCAUUGGCAUUCUAAGCUACAAAAAUAGCAGUUGAAAGAGCUCAAGAAAAAUAGUAUUCUUUAUCAUUUUGUGGACAUUCUUUAGGAGCUUGGCUAUCAGAAUUAAGUAUUUAUUAUUGUCAUUCUGAAUUUGAUCCAUCUUAUGAAAAUGUAAAAGCAGUUACCUUUGAUGGACCAGGUACAUGGGAAAUGAUGUAAUUAAUGAGUGAUUCUCAUAUUAAAGGAUAAGGUUAGAGAUUUUAUCCAGAAUAAUUUGAUAUAACAUUUUAUUUAUCAGCUCCAAAUAUUGUUAAUUGCAUGAAUUCUCAUAUUGGAAUUGGAUAUAGACUUUAUCCAGAAGAAAUACCUCUAUCUGAAUUUUCAGAUAAAAUUUAAAAAAUAUUUGAAACUUUAGGUGUAAGCAAAAACUUUUUAAAUGGUUUAAGUGCUGUUUGGGGACAUGAUCUUAAAUUUAUUCUUCCAUAUUUUGACCCAAAUACAGGCAAACCAAAACUUCAAUAUUAUUCUAAGAUUAACAAGUGGCCAAAAAUUAAAUAUCAUGAUUCUGGAAUAUAAAACCUAAAAGGUUUAAGCAAAAUAAUCUUAGAUUAAUUUAUUCCUAAAUUCAUUUAGAAAGGGAUUAAACAAAUUUUUUAAAAAGUACUUCCUUCAAUUACUACAAUAACAGCUUGUUCUAUUUCAAUUUUGAUUUUUGAAAUUAUUAAGGGAAAUAUAGAUUAAAAACAAUUUUGGUCGGUUCAUCAAUUUUUAUAAAGAACAUAAUAAUAUAAGCCACAGCUGAAUGAUUCUAAUGAUUUUAAUUUAUAGAUGAAGGGUGCUUAUUAAACAACAAUUCCAAAUGAUUUUCAAAGAGAUUUAUAAAAAAAUGGAAGUAAUGACUUUAUUGAUUAAUAUCUCAUUAAUAUAAAGAACAAUUCUCACAAAAUUGGUUAGUCAUUUUGUAGCUAAGAUUUGAAAUAUAUUUUAAAUCAACUUGUCAAUACCUAUAAUUAUAGUUAAUUGAAAUUCAUCUAAAUUAAAAAUGAAUUUUAGGCCAAAUUAAAUAUCAAUAUAUUAAGAGAUCAAAUUAGAAUCUUAAUUAGAGAUUAUUCAAAUGAUUUCCAAGAGUUUUUAGAUGAAAAUCCAUAUUAAGAUGAGAGUAAAAUAGAUUGUUACUUUGGUAGACUAUUUAAUUAUGAUGCUCAUAAUGCUGUUGAAAGAAAAACUUUAACAGAAAUAGAAGCUGCAUUCAAAAAAUCAAAUAUUGUUGUAAUUAUUGGACCACGAAAAUUUGGAAAAACAACAUUAGCUUACUAAUAUGCAAAAAAACUUAAAGAUUAAUUUAACAUAAAAGUUUGGCCAUUUAAUGCUUCAAAUUAAUCAAAUCUACAUUAAGAUUUUCUAUUCUAUCAUAAAUAAUUAUAUUAAUAACAGUUAUUAACCUAAACUCAAAAAUUUACAAUUUUAUAAACUGAAGUUUUGGCUAAAAUAAAAAAUAUAUAUUAAGAUUUUGUUAUCAUCAUUGAUAAUGUAGAAAAUCUUAAUAUGAUAUAAUCACUAAUUAAUGAAACACCAAAACAUAUAAAAAUAAUAAUAACAGCUGUUAAUUGUUAAAUUUUUAGUAAAAGUUUGUAUUAAAUAGUCAACAUUUCUUCAAUGACUGAAUAGGAAAGUCUUAAUUAUAUUAAUAAAAUCUUAAAAAAUAGGCAAUUAAGUGAUGAUGAUAAGAAAGAAAUAAUCAAUUUAUCCAAUGGAAUGCCUUAAUCUCUAAAAUUAUUAGUAGGCCAAUUUAUUAAUAAUGAAAAUUCUCUAGAAAUUACAUAGAAUAUUAAGGUAUAAGCAGUAAAAUAAUUCUAAUAAAAUAAUAAUUACAGUCCAAUUGUUGAAAUUCUUAUGGAUCUUUAAGAUGAUUUAGCUAAAAAAAUAUUAAAAUACAUUUCAUGGUUAUAUCCAGAUAAAAUUGAAUUGGAUUUGAUAUUAUAAUUAAUGAAAAAUACAGAAUGUAGUAAAGAUGCAAUAACUACAAGUCUAAGGAUGCUUGCAGAUUUAGGAUUAAUAAAUAUCUAAAGACAACACUUUAUAUAGAUUGAUGAUGCUAUCUAAGAGGAAUGCAUAAGACAAGAAUUAUCUUUAUAAUAUUUAUCAGAUUCUCUAUAAUAUUUUUUUGAUAUUUUACCUGAUAUUGAAACAGAAAAACAUACAGAUGAUGCAUUAAAAAUUGCAUAGAAUAAUCAUCUUCACGCUAGAAAUAUAAUAAAUCUUAUUAUAUAAAAAUAGUUAUUUUAACAAUUAGAAGAUUAUUUUCCUAAAUUAUUUUAUUAUGCAAUAACCAUUAUUUUAAAAUUAAGCGUUAUAUAUUAAUACUUAAUUUAAGAUUAUUAAUCUUGUUAAGAAUAUUUAGAUCUUUUUGGUUCAUUAUAAUUUGGUAAGAAUAUAAAAAAUUCAAAAAAUCUUCAAGCACUCUCUAUAUAUGUUAUCAAUUAAAUUAAGUUAUUGUUGGCUAUGGGUUAAAAAGAAGAAGCACUUAAAAGCAAUCUUCUUGAUAUUAUCAUUUAAACUGGAACUUUUAAUUAAACUCCUUCUAUUUUAGCAGAUGCAUAUUAUUCCUUAGGGAUUAUAUAUUAAUAAAAUGAAUAAUACGAUCUAUCAAAUGAAUAUUUAGAGAAAUCAAAGAUUAUAAAUGUAGAUUUACAUGGUAUUGAAGAUAUAAGAAUCCCAAAAUUAAUUACAUUAUAAGCUGAAAACUUUUAAAUGUAAAAAAAUUAUCCUAGAGCAAUAAUUUUCUAUAAAUAGGCUUUAGAAUAAGUAGAAAAAAAUUAAAUGAAUAAGAGCUUAAGAGAGACUUACAUAGUAAGAGCUAAAUUAUAUUAUUAAUUAGGGAAAAUAUCCUUUUUAACUAAUUAAAAUGCUUAAUAAAGUUUGGAUUAUUUUCGUUAAGCUAUUAAAAUUUGGAAAGAAAAACUCAAUAAUUAAUCAAUCGAAGUUGCAGAUUUUACACUUAAUCUUGGGCUAUCAUUAAAACAUUUGAAAUAAUAUUCUGAAUCUCUUGAAGCUUUAACAACAGCAUAUGAAAUAAAAAGUUAAAUUUUAAAGAAGGGCUAAAAUCCUUAAAUUGCUCAAAUUUGUUAUGAAAAAGGUCUUGUUUUAAUAGAAAUGAGUAAUAUCUAAUAAGCAGAAGAUGAAUUAAAAAAUGCCUAAAAUAUUAUGUUACACUCAGAUGAUUUUGAAUUUAAAUCAAAAAUUGAAUUUUAGCUAGCAUAUUUAUGGAAACAAAAAAAGGAAGACUUUAAAUAUAUACAAGCCUUAGGAAAAUUAAUUCAAAAAACUAGAAGUUAUUAUUCUUUUAUUCAUCCUUCAUUAAAUAUCUAUUUAAAGGAUUUAGCUGAUGCUUAUGCAAAUUAUUUUGAAGAUUAUGCUAAAUAAACAGAAAUCUAUCAGCAACUCUUCUUUAUGACUAUUUUACAUGAAAUUCUUACCUAAACUUAUCAAAAAAAAAACCUUAUAACAGGUUUAAUGGAAAGUAAAACCUUUUAGGUUCAAGAUAGUUGUAAAUACAUCAGUUGGUUAUAAAAUGAAAUAACUCAUUUUUAAAUAAUAAAAAAAUUUAAUCAAAAAUUUUUUGAUGAAGAAUAAAAACGCACAUUGAUUUUAAAGAGUGGAAUAAUUUCAAAGGAAGAGUUUUAAAUUAAAAAACUUCUUCAAACUUCUACUCUUAAUUAUUUAAGAGAGUAUGCUUCUGUAGGAAAGUGGAAAGGAGGUUACACUGGAUUAAUUCUAUAUGGAGCUAAAGAUUACAUAACUAUGAAAUAUUUAAAAAAUAUAUUAGGAGAUUUAUUUAAUGAAGUUUAGAAUCAAAAAAUAGCUUUAAUGCUCUGUUUUGAAGCUAUUAAUAUUGGUAUAGUUUAAUCAAAUUUCUAACAUUUAGAUUUUGCAUAAAAAUUUAUGGAAACAGUCCUUUAAUAUCCUAACAUGAAUAAUUUUUUAGAUGACGUUAUUACAAGUCAUCCUGAAUAUUUUAUUGAUGGAAAAAUCCUAAAAUCUUUAACAAAUCACUAAAAAUACUUAAGAGAAAAUUUGGGAAUUGUUGAGAAAUAAAUUUUAUUAAGUUAAUCUAUUUCUUAGUAAGUGAUUAGUAAAGUUUAAGGCAAACUAAAAAUCAAUACAGAAAUUGAAUAAUUAAUAAAAUAAUGA
This is a messenger RNA of Paramecium sonneborni, 4569 nucleotides long. The record is from the annotation of a GenBank genome assembly. Lineage: Eukaryota; Ciliophora; Oligohymenophorea; Peniculida; Parameciidae.